Phyllopteryx taeniolatus (common seadragon) is the source of this 2114-nucleotide messenger RNA. It is a transcript of the gene il21r.1, whose product is annotated as interleukin 21 receptor, tandem duplicate 1. Gene Ontology annotation, biological process: cytokine-mediated signaling pathway; immunoglobulin mediated immune response. The transcript has 9 exons. Bases 193 to 1644 code for a protein of 483 amino acids. NCBI's taxonomy places the organism in Eukaryota, Metazoa, Chordata, Actinopteri, Syngnathiformes, Syngnathidae. The record is from RefSeq and is a predicted model, not a curated record. Gene Ontology annotation, molecular function: protein binding; cytokine receptor activity. Gene Ontology annotation, cellular component: external side of plasma membrane.
UUGUCAUCUUUUCUAUGCCCCAAGUGGACUCAUUAUCUCUCAUGGCUGGCCAGCUACGUUUAUUUGCAUACGUAUCCGUGUUUAUUUCGUAGAUUGUCGUGUAUUUAAUCAGUUUGGAGGAAUACGUUGGUGUGGUCUAUUUCCUGGCGAUGCCGGUGACUGGCUGCCUUUCCUGCUUUUGCGAGCACCUUCAUGGCUGCCGUCUUAUUGUCGAUGCUGUGGAGCCUCAGACUGCUCAUCCAAGGCGGCUCGUCUGUGGCCGCAGUCGCCUCCUCCACCUGCGGCGUCACCUGCUCCACCGACUACAACGUUCUCAUCAACUGCUCCUGCGCGUCCGUCCCGACGCACCCGCUGCGCCUUGACGUCAACUGCAGCGACGGCGAGCUCCACGUGGCCGGCAGCUGCCCGGUGACGCCUCCUCAGUCCUGGUGCGUCAUGUACCCGCCGGCGCUCUACGACGUCGCCGUCGUCGGGACCGAAUGCACGGCGACGGUCGGCCGACGGGGCGGCCCGGAGAGCGAGUUGUCCACCUGGGCGCUCUACGACGUGGUGAAACCUCCGCCGCCUUCCGACGUCCGAGUGACGAGCGCCGGCGGAUUCUACAACAUCACGUGGGACCACGGCCACGACCGCAACGAUUGUCUGACUUACAGGCUGCGCAUCCGAGCCAGCCCAGGUUUCUCGCAGGAUCCAGGGCGUUCCUUCUUGGUGGACGAGAGGUUCCUCGUCAUACGCCACAAGGAGCUGCCACCCCGCGCCACGUGUAGCGUGGCGGUCCAGGCCAAGUUGUGUCCCAGUAACCCGUCUCAGGGCCCGUGGAGCGAGUGGAGUUUCACGGUCAAGUGGACAACCACGCCGACAAACUCAGCGGACGUCGCAGCGAAAGGAUCCUGGCUGUACGUCCUGCUAGCCGUCGUCGUCGCCGCCGCCGCCGCCGCGCUGCUGCUGGGUUGCUCUCGAAAACCGUUGUUCCUGAAAACACUCCAGCUGAGCACGUACGUGUCCAAGCCGCACGACUUCUUCGAGCCGCUCUACCUCAACUAUCGAGGCAACUUCAAGGACUGGGUCAAGCCCAUGUUCAGCGAGCACGACUUUUUGGAGAACCCCUCGCGCGGGGAGAUGAUGCUGACCACCACCAAGAAGCAGCUCUACUGCCACAAACGCGACGCGAGCGCAGAAGCGGACGAGGAGACGCGAGGCGCGGGACGCCUCCUCGUCCGCGCCCCCUUGGCACAAUUGGAACACGUGUCCAUUCACACGGUGACUCUGUGCGGAGAGGAGUGCCAGGAAGGGUCCGGUCCGAACUACGGGGAGCUGCCGGACCGCGAGCCGGCGGAGCCAGAAGUGGACGAGCAGGACGAGGAGCAAGAGGAGCAAGAGGAGCAAGAGGAGCAAGAGGAGCGAGAGGAGCGAGAGGAGCGAGCCUCGCUGGCCUCCGGGCAGCGGUCGGACGACGGCUACCCCGGCGUGGACUUGGACACGGUGGACAGCGGUUUCGGGGAGUGCGCCAGCCCGUCCCAUUCCGGCUCGGGAGACCGCUGCGGAGAUUUCCCACCCGAGCGACUAACCUCGCGCUCCAACUACGUCAAGCAGUGGAUGAUGUGUAGUGACGCUGGGGAAGACUCGGAAAACGCUCCACGUUGAACAGUCGAGUAGUUUUACUCUUCAUUUUGUAAACGGAUUAUAUAUGUACAAUAUACAGAAUGUUCUUUGUAGGUCACUAAUAACUUCAUCUCACUGAAGGAAGUGCAAAGGGUGACAUUUUCUACAUAUUUUUUUCAUCUUAUUCUUGUUGGAAUCAGAAUACCUUGUUAAAAUCUUUAGGUAUUUAUUUUGUCCCCUUCAGUACCAACAAUGGGUCUAGUUUCAUGUAUUAUUUUUAGAUAUUUUUUUGUUUUGUCCAUUGACUCAAAAGGCCAGUGACACUUUUGAUUUUGUGAAACCAUUCCAUUGUGUCAAGUCAAUCAUAAGGAUGUAUUUUUUCGUAUGCAUUUUGCUCCUUUAAAUCAAAAUAUUAGGAUAACUUGUCUUUUUUUUCCCUCAUAAACAUUAUUUGAUUUUGUCCAUUUAUUCAAAAUCUCAGAAUGGCUUAUAUUCUUUCUUCAAUCAAAUCA